AUUAAUCGAUCAGUAAUUUGAAAAAAUAGUAAGGGCGUAAAUAAAACAGUAAAUAAUUCGGGAUAUUUUUUAUUGAAAGAUAUUUUACAUUAUUAUUUUUGAAUUUUUUAUUUUGGGUGUUCCUGUCAUCUUGAAACGUCACUGUCAAGUGUCAAAUCAAAAUUUUGAGGUUAUGCAAAUAAAAAUGUCAACCGUUUCGGUGUUUUGUUGUCUUCGGGGUUGUUUAGAUGGUUUCAAGUUUAACUCAACCGUUCCUCACAUCCCUCGCGAAAAUCCAAUUCAGUUAGAUACGGCGUUUAUGGGCUAUGAAGUUGUGAUAGUAAAAGGGGGCCAACGGGUUUGUGGGGCUGGUGCAGCCUUAGGCAACGCCCCUUUGGUCCAAUCAAAAUCUUACUUUGAGGUUAAGGUUCAACAAGGGGGCUCAUGGUCGAUAGGUCUGGCGACCAGACAAACUGAUCUUAGUUUAACCAAAGGAGGGAUGGACGAAUUCUCGUGGUGCCUUUGCAGUGACCACAUCAUUAGACACAAUAAACAAGAAUUGUACAAAAUAAACAUUUCAAAUGGUGCUUCUGGCGAAAUUGCUGGCAUUCAAGAGGGGGAUGUUGUUGGAGUGUCCUUUGACCACAUCCAGCUCAAGUUUUACGUAAAUGGAACUGAAAUAGAUUUUGGGGUAACUAACGUCAAAGGGACGGUCUACCCUGCUCUCUAUGUUGAUGAUGGUGCCAUCUUAGACAUAAUUCUAGACAAUUUUAAUUAUUCGCCGCCUUCAGGAUUUGAAAAAAUCAUGCUUGAACAAUCUUUGCUCUAAUAUAACGAUCAAGUGAUUCAUACAUCACAGUAUUUUUUAUACUAUUUAUAUUUUUUUAAUUAUUUAUUUUAUUUUAAUAGGUUUACGAACAAAUAAUAACAUUGAUAAAUGUGUAUAAAUGUGUAAGUCUUGAAUGUAUAUACUUAAUGUGAAAAAAAAAUCUCCAUCCAAUGCAUUUGUUUCCAGAAUAUCGUAAUAAUAAUAAUUAUAGUUAAAAAGACAGUUACGCUUUCUCUCAAAUAUUUAAGAACACGUUUCACAUAUCAUGUAAUGAAUUCAAUAAAAGUAUUCCAUCACUUGAAA
Molecule: messenger RNA, 1111 nt
Organism: Tribolium castaneum (red flour beetle)
Lineage: Eukaryota; Metazoa; Arthropoda; Insecta; Coleoptera; Tenebrionidae
Exons: 3
Coding region: 173-808 (211 amino acids)
Molecular function (GO): protein binding
Source: RefSeq, a predicted model, not a curated record